AUGGGGGAUCUCGCGAGCGCGUGCGCCAUUUUCCAGACGAUCCAUGCCAGGAAUGUCGUCUCCUGGACGAUCAUGGCCGCGGCAUUCGCCGCCAACGCCAGGUUCCGCGACGCCGUGCUGUGCUUCCGGUGGAUGGAGCUCGGCGGCGUGAGACCCGACAAGCACGCCUUCACCACCAUCGUGGAGGCGUGUACGGACGGCGCGCUUGGGCAGUACGGUAUGGAGAUCCAGGCGAGGAUCAUCGAGGCGGGGCUUGAAUCCGAUGUUUUCGUCGGCACCGCGAUUGUACAUAUGCACGGGAAGCUUGAGAGAAUCGAUCGAGCCAUCGCGGCGUUUGGUUGGAUCAAAGAGAGGAACGUUGUCUCGUGGACUGCUAUGAUCUCGGCAUUUGCCAAUACUGGGCAUUACAAAGAAGCGCUGGAGCUCCUCAAGAGCAUGGAUUUGGAAGGAGUGAAACCAAAUUGUGUCACCUUUACUGUUCUUUUGGAGGCCUGUGCUGGUCUCGGGGAUAGAUUUUGCUGCGAGAUUCUCCACUCCCGAAUCGAGGGAAGCGAGAGCUCGAUUUCUUCGGCAGAAACCGUGGUCUCGGCUCUCGUCUUUGCUCUCGGCAAAUGCGGUCACGUCGAUCGAGCCAGGCGCUCGUUCGAGAGAUUGGAAGCGAUGAACUUGGUGUCGCGAACUGCGAUGAUGGCUGCGUAUGCGCAGAACGGGCAUCACAGAGAAGCGCUCCAGCUCUUCUGGGAGCUCGAUCUGGAUGGGAUCAAGCACGAUGCGGUCUCGUUCGUCAGCGUGCUGGAGGCGUCCUCGAGCUUGCAGAUGGCGAAAAGCUUCCACUCGCGGAUCCUCGCCAGUGGGAUUCGCGUGAGCGUCAUCACCGGCACGGCGCUCGUCACCACUUACAGGAAGUGUGGAGCUCUCGGCCUCGCGAGAUCCACUUUCGAUGGCAUUGCCGGGAAGAGCAUCCUGUGCUGGAACACGAUGAUCUCCGCCUACGCGCAGCACGGCCACGCCAUGGAAGCGCUCAAGCUCUUCAACGCGCUCAAGCAAGCCGGGGAGAGGCCCAACAGCAUCACCUUCGUGAGCGCCAUCGCGGCUUGCGGCCACGUUGGUCGCCUCGACGACGCGGUCUACAACCUCUCGUCGAUGAUCGCCGACUACCGGAUCACCCCCUCGAGCGAGCACUUGGGCUGCAUGAUCGAUCUCCUGGGACGAGCUGGGCGAUUGGAGGAGGCCGAGAGAAUGGUGGACAAGAUCUCUCCCGAUGACGCCGCGGAGAGAAUCAUGCAGUGGAAAGCGCUGCUGGCCGCUUGCAAAGUUCAUGGAGAUUUCAAGCGGGGUGGUCGAGUUGCGAGGAGGUUGCUGGAGCUGGAUCCCGGGAGUGAUGCUCCUUACGUGUUGCUCUUCAAUCUCUACGUGGACAAGAAAGAUAAUCCAGGGUAG
Messenger RNA from Selaginella moellendorffii, 1440 nucleotides. Its product is annotated as pentatricopeptide repeat-containing protein At3g12770. Gene Ontology annotation, cellular component: intracellular membrane-bounded organelle. Gene Ontology annotation, molecular function: protein binding; RNA binding. The record is from RefSeq and is a predicted model, not a curated record. Bases 1 to 1440 code for a protein of 479 amino acids. Lineage: Eukaryota; Viridiplantae; Streptophyta; Lycopodiopsida; Selaginellales; Selaginellaceae. Gene Ontology annotation, biological process: RNA modification. The transcript has a single exon.